AUGGCCGACAAGUACAUCCCCGAGCACCGUCGCACGACGUUCAAGGCGAAGAGCGCCUUCAAGCCAGACGAACUCCGCCGCCGCCGUGAAGAGCAACAGGUCGAGAUCCGCCGGGCGAAGCGUGAGGAGAACCUCGCAAAGCGCCGCGGUAUCGCUGGACGGGACCAGCCGGGCGCCUCGCUCGGCGCUGCCCCCGACAGCGACGAUGAGGGCGGCAACAUCGAGAGCCAGCUCAACGAGGAGCUCCCCCAGAUGGUCAAGGGCGUCUUCUCGGAACAGAUCGACGAGCAGAUCCAGGCGACAACCAAGUUCCGCAAGCUGCUGUCCAAGGAGCGCAACCCCCCGAUCGAGCGCGUUAUCGAGACUGGCGUCGUGAGCCGCUUCGUCGAGUUCCUGCGCUCCCCGCACACGCUGGUGCAGUUCGAGGCCGCCUGGGCCCUCACCAACAUCGCGUCGGGCUCGGCGCAACAGACACAGGUCGUCAUCGAGGCGGGCGCCGUGCCCAUCUUCGUCGAGCUGCUCAGCAGCCACGAGCCAGACGUGCGGGAGCAGGCCGUCUGGGCCCUGGGCAACAUCGCCGGUGACAGCCCCGCCUGCCGCGACUUUGUCCUGCAGGCCGGUGCUCUCCGCCCGCUGCUGGCCCUGCUGGGCGACAGCCGCAAGCUCAGCAUGCUGCGCAAUGCCACCUGGACCCUGAGCAACUUCUGCCGCGGCAAGACCCCUCAGCCCGACUGGCAAACUAUCCAGCCUGCCCUGCCCGUGCUCGCCAAGCUCGUAUACUCGCUCGACGACGAGGUCCUCAUCGAUGCCUGCUGGGCCAUCUCGUACCUCUCCGAUGGCUCCAACGACAAGAUCCAGGCCGUCAUCGAGGCCGGCAUCCCCCGCCGCCUCGUGGAGCUGCUCAUGCACGCCUCGACCUCCGUCCAGACCCCCGCCCUGCGCUCCGUCGGCAACAUCGUGACUGGCGACGACGUCCAGACCCAGGUCAUCAUCAACUGCGGCUCGCUCCCCGCGCUGCUGUCCCUCCUCAGCUCCACCAAGGACGGAAUCCGCAAGGAGGCGUGCUGGACCAUCUCCAACAUCACCGCCGGCAACUCGACCCAGAUCCAGGCCGUCAUCGAUGCUAACAUCAUCCCCCCUCUGAUCCACCUCCUCCAGAACGGCGACUUCAAGACGCGCAAGGAGGCCUGCUGGGCCAUCUCCAACGCCACCAGCGGUGGUCUGCAGAAGCCUGCUCAGAUCCGCUACCUCGUCCAGAGCGGCUGCAUUAAGCCCCUCUGCGAUCUCCUCGCCUGCCCCGACAACAAGAUCAUCCAGGUUGCCCUCGAUGGUCUUGAGAACAUUCUCAAGGUCGGCGAGAUGGACAAGGAGGCCAGCGAGGGUGGUGCUGGCGGCGAGCCCAUCAACCGCUACGCUCUCUUCAUCGAAGAGGUCGGCGGCAUGGAGAAGAUCCACGAGUGCCAGAACAACGCCAACGAGGAGAUCUACAUGAAGGCCUACAACAUCAUCGAGAAGUACUUCGCCGACGAGGAGGGUGAGGCGGAGAACAUGGGCGAGGCCGGACCCCAGGUCAACCAGGACGGUCAGUUCGGCUUCGGCGCCGCUGGUCAGCAGCAACAACAAAACUUCAACUUUGCCAACGGAGGUGACUCCAUGGACAUUAUGUGUAGGUUUAUGGUCUACAAAGGCAAGGACGAGAUCCUCCUCUCCGAGCUCAUUCUAAAUCCCUCACACUCUAUCCUCACGCAAUCCUUCGACUCGCGCCUCCGCCUAGACAGACGGCGCCCACACAACGGCGACGGUUUCGGCAUCGGCUACUACACCUGCCCAUCCCUCGGUCCCACGCCCUGCGUCUUCACCUCCACGAUCCCAGCAUGGAACUGCAUAAACCUCUCGCGCAUCGCGUCCAAAACCACGUCGAGCCUCAUCUUCGCCCACGUCCGCGCUACAACCGAGGGUAACCUCAGCGACAGCAACUGCCACCCCUUCAGCUAUAAAAGCCUCAUGUUCAUGCACAACGGCGGCAUUGGAUGCUGGAAACAGAUCAAGCGGAGACUGGCUAUGAGUCUGGACGAGAAGUGGUUCAACGUCGUAGGCGGGAGUACGGAUAGCGAGUGGGCGUUCGCUACCUUUCUCGAUUGUCUCGAUAAAGCUGGUAUUUCACCCGAUAAGGAUGUUGAGCCAAGUGUGGGCUUUGGACAUACGGUGCUGCGCAAAGCGAUACUGAAGACGAUUGAGCGGCUCAAUGGCUUCAUCAAAGACGUCGUGGGCGAACAAGGUGUCGGCGAGGAGGAUAGCAGGAGUUUGCUCAACUUCGCUGUGACGGAUGGUGUUAGCGUGGUUUGCUCGCGGUACGUGAGCAGUAAGACGGAUGAAGCGGCAAGCCUCUUCUUCAGCAGCGGAACGAGUUGGCGCGAACUCAACGCUCAGUCUCAGGACUCUGAUGCUGGUGUUUCUGUCGAUGAUGAGGGAAGGGAGAGGGAUUACGUUAUGGAACGUAGGGACAAGGGGAGUGAUAUUGUGCUUGUGGCUAGUGAGCCGUUGACGUUUGAGAGGGACAACUGGGUUACGGUUCCCACGAAUAGCACGCUUACCAUAUCGAAGCAGACAGUCAUGAUUCAUCCUAUCGUCGAUGAGUUUUACAGUCCUAACCCGGCGCACGAGCGGAGCGCGAACUUCGCGCAGGCGAAAGGGCAGACAGUCACGGGCAGUGAUAAGAGGGUCCUAGGUGCUGUCGGGGACGCGGCUUAG
Alternaria arbusti is the source of this 2751-nucleotide messenger RNA. RefSeq lists its product as uncharacterized. Gene Ontology annotation, cellular component: nucleus; nucleoplasm. The record is from RefSeq and is a predicted model, not a curated record. Gene Ontology annotation, molecular function: nuclear import signal receptor activity; protein binding. Lineage: Eukaryota; Fungi; Ascomycota; Dothideomycetes; Pleosporales; Pleosporaceae. Gene Ontology annotation, biological process: NLS-bearing protein import into nucleus. The coding region runs from base 1 to 2751 and encodes 916 amino acids. The transcript is spliced from 7 exons.